CAGCAAAUUCCUGUCUAGUAAAGACGCUUUAAACACUUUAUGCGGAAGCGAUAUUUAUCUGCUGCUCUAAACAGAUCAUUUUGUCAAAGAUUUCAAGCAAAUACUAAAACAGACUUUCUGCAAGAACGAACACUGUAUCUAUAUUCAGUCUAUAUAGCGAGGUUUAUACUACAGAGCGACUAACAUCAACACAGAACUUGCUUUGUUAUUACGAAACAAGAACGGCGUGAAAUAUAUGGCGUCUUUUAUACAAGGUUAUGAUGAGGAAAGGUUUGCGACAACAGUCAAUCGAAAUUUCCUCUGUUUGAUUUGCUUCAAUGUCCUUAAAGACCCGGUUCUGUGUUCAAGAAACCAACAUUGUUUCUGCCGUUCUUGUAUUACGAAACAUCUCGAGAAUUCUCGAAGAUGCCCUACGUGUUCGGACGACCUGACCGUAGAGACUUUGGCCGAACCCAACAGAAUGGUGAAAGAUUAUUUAAAUGAAUUGAAGAUUCAUUGCGUUUACAACAACAGAGGUUGUCAAGAAAUUGUACAACUGGAACAUCUUGACAACCAUGAGGCUACAUGUGGAUUUACACCAGCCGUUUGUACAAACCAAGGCUGUGGUGCAACUUUAAACCAGCGUGAUCUUAUUCACCAUCAAAGUGAACUAUGUGAAUUUCGCAAGUUGAAGUGCCACUCGUGCGGAGAAAUGACAAAAACGUUGGCAGAUAUGGAGAAAAUAAUGGUGGCAACAAAUUUAACAAUGGAAACGAAAAUAGCGAAUGUCGAGAAAAAAGUUGAGAGAAAUGCGGCAGAUAUCAAAACAGAUAUGGAAGGAAAACUCGAAGCAGUGAAUAAUGAAGUGAGAGGAUUGAAAAGAGCUUUGAUUGAAGGUUUUGAUGAAGUGAAGGAUGUUCUUGUUAAGAUGGAGGACAAGAUAGAAGAAAAGACAAGGAAAGUAAGAAAUACAGCAAGUGGUGAUAAGGAAAAUAUAAUUGUUGCUGGAGGUUAUAGAACUGACUCUGUAGAGAUGUUUAACUGGCGUCAAAGAACAUGGUCGCCAUUACAAUCCUUGCCAAAGAAGUGUUGGGGAGCAACUUCAUUUGUGUACAACAAUCACGUGACAAUUGCUGGAGGUGUUUGUUCUGACUACCUCGAUGAUAUGAUUGGAAUGAAUAUCAACCCAAACUCUGAUCUCUCAAUGCACUGGAGUGAGUGUCCUGUUAAACUACCUGCUAAGUUGGCACACCACAGCAGUGUGCUGUAUAAUGAUCACUUGAUAGUCACUGGUGGUUAUAAUGGAAAUGCAGUAUCUGACUGUAUUCAUGUAGUCCAGCUAGUGCCUCCUUAUACUGUGAAGACCUUAGGCUUAUCAAGAAUGCCAGAACCAAGACAAUAUCACAGCACGCAAUUAUUUGAUGAUAACUUGUUGGUCGUUGGUGGAAGAACAACUGAGAGUUGCCAAGACAACCUCAGCAGUGUCGUACUGUAUGAUAUAAAGAAGAAUGAAUGUAAACAGUUGGCACCACUGCCGUAUGAAGUGAGUAAGAUGGCAACUGUGAGAUGGGGAGACAACAUCGUUGUUAUAGGUGGCAUUGACAAACGUGGCAACGCAUUAGAUACAGUUAUCAUUUACAAUGUCAAGACUGAACAAAGUCACUUGCUGCCGUCAAUGAAAUGUAAGAGGUACGGAUGUACUGCAGUUGUUAUUGGAAACAACAUUGUAGUAUUGGGAGGGUUGCGAGAAAAGUCAGAUGAAGCUUUCAACUUUGAAAGUUAUUCUUGGCAAGAACUACCAGAAAUGUCUCAAGCAAGAUGGUUUCCCACUGCUGUUGUUGUGUGAACAAUGUAAGAAUAUUGAACGGAUUUCUUUAAGAUAAUAAUCGAACAAAUAAAGUAGAAAUGUAGUAAUACGUUAUGAUAGUUUGGUAUGUGUAACCAAAAUUAUAUUCAGUUUUUUAACGAUGCAUAUGGUUAUUAAUUGAUUCUUUCUUUGUAUAAAAGACGUUGUUCUGG
Paramuricea clavata is the source of this 1998-nucleotide messenger RNA. The record is from the annotation of a GenBank genome assembly. Lineage: Eukaryota; Metazoa; Cnidaria; Anthozoa; Malacalcyonacea; Plexauridae.